AUGGUUAAGGCUGUUGCUGUUCUCCGUGGUGACGCUAAGGUCGCCGGCACCGUGACCUUCGAGCAGGCCAGCGAGAGUGCCCCCACCACCAUCACCUGGAACAUCACCGGCAACGACGCCAACGCCGAGCGUGCCUUCCACGUCCACCAGUUCGGUGACAACACCAACGGCUGCACCUCCGCCGGCCCUCACUUCAACCCCUUCGGCAAGAACCACGGUGCUCCCACCGACUCCGACCGUCACGUCGGUGAUCUCGGCAACUUCCAGACCGAUGCUGAGGGUAACGCCAACGGCUCCAAGCAGGACAGCCUCGUCAAGCUGAUCGGCGCUGAGUCCGUUCUCGGCCGUACUCUCGUCGUCCACGCCGGUACUGAUGACCUUGGCAAGGGCUCCAACGAGGAGUCCAAGAAGACCGGUAACGCUGGUCUCCGCCCCGCUUGCGGUGUCAUCGGUAUUGCCGCUUAA
Molecule: messenger RNA, 465 nt
Organism: Penicillium olsonii
Lineage: Eukaryota; Fungi; Ascomycota; Eurotiomycetes; Eurotiales; Aspergillaceae
Source: the annotation of a GenBank genome assembly